Humulus lupulus (European hop) is the source of this 1976-nucleotide messenger RNA. RefSeq lists its product as uncharacterized. Bases 371 to 1774 code for a protein of 467 amino acids. Lineage: Eukaryota; Viridiplantae; Streptophyta; Magnoliopsida; Rosales; Cannabaceae. The transcript is spliced from 3 exons. The record is from RefSeq and is a predicted model, not a curated record.
AAUAAGAGAGACAAAGGCGCAGGAUAGGAGGUAACAACCUGUUACUUCGCUACAGUGUGGUGUGUAUCGCGACAAUAUAUCUCAUUUGUUUAAUCGAAGUUUAGCAGUGGAACUGGAAUAUCAAAUACCCGUUUUCCUUCUUCGUCUCUCUCUCUCUCUUCUGCCUACAUUUCAGUCACUUUUUUCAGUAAGUAUAGUUGUCACUGUUGUAGUCUUCUUCGUCUUCGUCUAAUUGCUCGAACAGCGUUUCAGUCGAGAUUUCUCCUAUCUUUAUAGGAAAGAAACACUAUUUUCGUUUUCUACCAUUGUCACUGUUAUUGUUGCUGUUUGAUUUUGAGACGAGGAGGAAGUAAGUGGCAGAGCUGUAAAAAUGGAGAGGAAGCAGGGGUUUUUUACAGCUCUAAAAGAAGAAAUGGUGAGGGGAUUGUCGCCGAGUAGGUCGAGGGCGAAGAGUCCGGCAAGGAGUGCUUCCCCAAUAUCGGGUUUGCUCAGACGGAGGAAGAACCACCACGUGGCUCCACCGGACCAGUUGAUCUCGAGAUCCGGGAGCUUUAGGCCCGCCGAAGCCUUGUCGCCGCUCAAGGAAGGUCCUGAUGGAACGGAUAGUGAGGAUUCGAGGAUGGAAGGGAGGUGGGGUAACUGGAUGAAGGGUCAACUCUGUAGGGCACCGUCGGUCUCGUGCUCCACCUAUAAGAGGUCCGAUCUGAGGUUGCUCCUUGGGGUCUUGGGUGCGCCACUGGCCCCGGUGCACGUUAGCACCACCGAACCUUUGCCUCACCUUAGCAUCAAAGAUACCCCCAUUGAGACAUCCUCUGCUCAAUACAUAUUGCAGCAGUACACAGCAGCAUCAGGCGGGCAAAAACUUCAGAAUUCUAUCCACAACGCGUAUGCAACGGGGAAGGUGAGGAUGAUAGCUUCUGAGUUUGAAACUGCGAACAAGGUUGUAAAGAGCAAGAAUUCGUCCAAAGCAACAGAGUCUGGUGGCUUUGUUCUAUGGCAGAUGAAUCCAGAUAUGUGGUAUGUUGAGCUUGCUCUAGGUGGCAGCAAGGUUCACGCUGGCUGCAAUGGCAAGCUUGUGUGGAGGCACACCCCGUGGCUUGGUCCACAUGCUGCAAAAGGACCUGUUAGACCCUUGCGUCGUGCUCUUCAGGGACUAGACCCAAGAACAACUGCUAGCAUGUUUACCAACGCAAGAUGCAUUGGUGAGAAAAAAAUCAACGGAGAAGAUUGUUUCAUCCUCAAGCUUUGUGCUGAUCCUCUAACAUUGAAGGCCCGGAGUGAAGGACCUGCUGAAAUCAUAAGGCACGUUUUGUUUGGCUACUUCAGCCAAAAAACAGGGUUGCUUAUACACUUGGAAGACUCCCAUCUGACCCGAAUCCAAAACAAUGGGGGUGAUGCUGCGUACUGGGAGACCACAAUUAAUUCAUUCCUUGAGGAUUACAGACCAGUGGAGGGCAUUAUGAUUGCUCACUCAGGACGCUCAGUUGUAACCCUUUUCAGAUUUGGUGAAACUGCAAUGAGCCACACAAAGACCAGAAUGGAAGAGGCUUGGACAAUUGAGGAAGUGGCUUUCAACGUCCCUGGCCUUUCAAUGGAUUGUUUCAUUCCUCCAGCUGAACUAAGAUUUGCUUCCAUGAGUGAAGCCUGUGAACUGCCUCAGGGUCCAACUGUAAAGACCACCGUUGCAGCAACUGCAUACCGACCGAAAGUCACUGCGCUUGAGAAAUCACGAGAUCACAAUGCUAACAAUUUCGUGUGGAAGAUGGAUGUCUAGAGAAGGAACCUCAUUUUGCGUUGGAUCAUUGCUUAGCAGGCGUAAAUGCUAGUUCUAAGGAUUGACGAAGUCUAAAGUAGAUUGGCAAAGUAGGACUUUGAAAAUUCUAUUUCUAUUACCCUUUUUCUUUUUCCGGCAGAAAUAAUUCUGCACGUGGCAAAUGUGUUUACAAGUUUGUAUAUAGUACACAAUCGUUCAUAGA